CGCAGUCUCUGGUCAUCUUCUGUACCGUGUCCGCAGUCUCUGGUCAUCCCCUGUACCGUGUCCGCAGUCUCUGGUCAUCUCCUGUACAGUGUCCGCAGUCUCUGGUCAUCUCCUGUACCGUGUCCGCAGUCUCUGGUCAUCCCCUGUGCCGUGUCCGCAGUCUCUGGUCAUCUCCUGUACUGUGUCCGCAGUCUCUGGUCAUUUCCUUUACUGUGUCUGCAGUCUGUCAUCAUCUCCUAUAGUGUGUCUGCAGUCUCUGGUGCGCCUUAUGGAGCAAAAAAUACGGUAUGUGUGUGUGUGUGUGUGUAUAUAUAUAUAUAUAUAUAUAUACACACACUGUAU
Molecule: messenger RNA, 342 nt
Organism: Staurois parvus
Lineage: Eukaryota; Metazoa; Chordata; Amphibia; Anura; Ranidae
Source: the annotation of a GenBank genome assembly